AUGUUUGGAUUAGGAGGCACCGCUACACCACAAAUUUCAUCCCAGGCUAAACUUGCCGCUGCCGAGGCCGAGUUGGACAUGGUGACCGGAAUGUUCAACUCUCUUGUUUCACAAUGCCACAAUAAAUGCAUAAACAAGUCUUACAACGAGAGUGAUAUCACCAAGCAAGAAAGCUUGUGUCUUGAUAGAUGUGUUGCUAAAUACUUUGAGACCAAUGUGCAAGUUGGUGAGAACAUGCAAAAAUUGGGUCAAAGCGGGCAAUUUAUGGGAAGAAGAUAA
Lodderomyces elongisporus is the source of this 279-nucleotide messenger RNA. It is a transcript of the gene TIM10, whose product is annotated as protein transporter. NCBI's taxonomy places the organism in Eukaryota, Fungi, Ascomycota, Pichiomycetes, Serinales, Debaryomycetaceae. The record is from RefSeq and is a predicted model, not a curated record. The transcript has a single exon. Gene Ontology annotation, cellular component: mitochondrial inner membrane. Gene Ontology annotation, biological process: protein insertion into mitochondrial inner membrane. Bases 1 to 279 code for a protein of 92 amino acids.